Glycine soja is the source of this 2059-nucleotide messenger RNA. Its product is annotated as transcription factor TGA6-like. Gene Ontology annotation, biological process: DNA-templated transcription; regulation of DNA-templated transcription. The transcript is spliced from 12 exons. Gene Ontology annotation, molecular function: sequence-specific DNA binding; DNA-binding transcription factor activity. Lineage: Eukaryota; Viridiplantae; Streptophyta; Magnoliopsida; Fabales; Fabaceae. The record is from RefSeq and is a predicted model, not a curated record. The coding region runs from base 323 to 1729 and encodes 468 amino acids.
UUGGAAAGUGGAAGAUUUGAGCAGAACAAGACAUUUAGAGAUUGGAAUCAUCCGUGUUCCUCUCUCUCAUCUCUCUUUCUCUCUGUUCCCUCGGUUUCCUUACUUUGAAGUUUAAUCCAAUCCAAUAAUCCAAUAACUACAUACAAAGUUGAACAAUACCACCAUCAUAGCGUAUCAUCAUCAGAAUUCCAAGGUGGAUUUGCUUCAUCUUUUACUCCGGCUUCAUGCUGCAUGAGUAAAGGCCGUUAUGUUAUGCUCAUGGUGGAUUUUUGUGCAACUGGGACUAGGGGAAUUGAUGAUGUGGUGGUGGUGAGAAUGAUGUAUGGGGAGUAGAACUACCAGGAGGGUUGUUGGUGUUGAAGAUGACAAGGGAGCUGAAAGAGGAAUGCCGAGCUCCAAUUCUGAGUUACCCAUUUCCAAUUCAUGCUAUACAGAGGAGAGCACAAUUGAUUCUUUUCAUGUUUCUGACUUUGGAGCAUUUGAUCAGUCAUAUCGAAUAGGGGAUGCUGUUGACCUCAGUGGAAACCCAGUUUACAAUUCACUAAAAGUAAACAGCCAAACAAUUUCUCCAGGUUCUGUUCACAUUAGUAGUCUUGGUCAGUUGCCAACUUCACUUGAAAAAAGCCCAUUGACAAAUCAAAUAGAGCCGCAUAGGUUACGAUUACAGAAGGUUCAAUCAUCAAAUCCUGGCACAAUAUUAGUUGGUAAUACAGAUAACCAGGAGGAGUCUGCCAUGGCUGAUGCCAGUCCUAGGACUGAUAUUUCUACAGAUGGUGACACUGAUGACAAGAAUCAGCCGUAUGAUAGAAAUGAAGCCCUUGCUGCUGUUUCCGACUCUAGUGACAGAUCGAAAGACAAAUCAGAUCAGAAGACUCUCCGCAGGCUUGCUCAGAACCGUGAAGCUGCCAGAAAAAGCCGCUUGCGAAAGAAAGCGUAUGUCCAACAGUUGGAAAGUAGUCGUUUGAAGCUGACCCAACUAGAACAAGAGCUUCAGCGAGCUAGGCAGCAUGGGAUUUUCAUAUCAAGCUCGGGUGAUCAAGCACAUACAUUGAGUGGAAAUGGGGCAAUGCAAUUUGAUGCAGAAUAUGCAAGGUGGCUGGAAGAGCAGAAUCGACAAAUUAAUGAGCUGAAAGCUGCUGUAAACUCUCAUGCAAGUGACACUGAACUUCGCAUGAUCGUUGAUGGUAUAUUGGCACAUUAUGAUGAGAUUUUUAGGCUGAAAGGUGUUGCAGCUAAGGCUGAUGUUUUCCAUUUGUUGUCUGGUAUGUGGAAAACACCUGCUGAGAGGUGUUUUUUGUGGCUUGGUGGUUUUCGGUCAUCUGAACUCCUCAAGCUGCUGGUUAGUCAAUUGGAGCCUCUCACAGAGCAGCAGCUGAUGGGUAUUACCAACUUGCAGCAAUCCUCCCAACAAGCAGAAGAUGCAUUAUCUCAGGGCAUGGAAGCAUUGCAACAGUCCCUUGCAGAGACAUUGUCCACCGGAGCACCUGCCUCAUCUGGUUCAUCAGGGAAUGUGGCAAAUUACAUGGGUCAAAUGGCCAUGGCCAUGGGUAAGCUAGGGACACUUGAAGGGUUCAUUCAACAGGCUGACAAUCUUCGCCAACAAACUCUUCAACAAAUGCACCGUAUACUGACAACUCGCCAAUCAGCUCGUGCACUCCUUGCUAUACAUGACUACUUUUCGCGUCUGCGUGCUCUCAGUUCACUCUGGCUUGCUCGCCCUAGAGAUUGAUGGGCGCGGUAAAUAGUAUGGCAAAUUAAUUUUCAUGGAUCCAUCACUAGCAAUACUUGGUCAUCAUAACUCUUGACAAGUUUUCUUGUGUUGUUUUGUUGUACUCUUUGUAUCACUGAUGUUAGUGCUUCAUUGAGUCAGUCUAGAAACGAAAUUGGUGACAAGAAGUAUGAAUAUUACUAAUAAUAUUGUCCAUUGUAAUUGUUGAAGGGCUUUGUUUUUUCCAUACAAAUAUAGUUGGGCCAUAUGAUAUAUUUUAAGGGUUGUUUCAGUCGCCAUAGUUUACCCUUGGAUCUGAGUUCAUACAAAAUUGUUGAGUUUAUUCUUUUA